Molecule: messenger RNA, 1053 nt
Organism: Arachis stenosperma
Lineage: Eukaryota; Viridiplantae; Streptophyta; Magnoliopsida; Fabales; Fabaceae
Exons: 6
Coding region: 103-759 (218 amino acids)
Biological process (GO): regulation of gene expression; maturation of 5.8S rRNA
Cellular component (GO): exosome (RNase complex); nucleolus
Molecular function (GO): RNA binding; DNA binding
Source: RefSeq, a predicted model, not a curated record
CAGUGCCACUAAUCAACCUUAAAACCAAGGCGCAAGCCCUAGCUUUUGUUUUGUUUGCGCCAUAAAAAUACCUACAAGAUAGUUGAAAGCAGAAAACCGAAAAUGGUGAAAGCAGCAAGUGAAAGUGCGAGCGGUGCAGUCCCUGAAUCCGUCAUUGAUUCAGUGAACGACACUCUCUCAAAUCUUCAAGAAUUGAAGCAACACUUUCAGCAAUUCAUGCCUCUCUUCUCCGACCCUCAAGUCCUCUCUCAAAUGCCCCCUCUCCACCGUGCUCACUCUUUCUUCCUCCUCAGCCAAAUCACUUCUAAUCUUCUCGCGUUGAAUUUGAGGUGUAGCGGGGUUCACCCAGAUGAUCAUCCUAUUAAAUCAGAGCUUGAUAGAGUGAACUUAUAUCAAGACAAACUGGAACGUUUGCUAGAUUUAAUGCAAGCUCCACUUCGACCGUCUACCACCUUGAAUUAUCAGGCAGCUACACGAUUUAUAGAACACUCUCUCCCCGACCUCACUCAAGAGCAGAGGCAAAAUAUGAGGAGCAUAAGUAGAGGGGAGAGACGUCAAGGGCGUGCUGGUCAAAAGAGGAAGUAUCAGUCUUCUGAAAAACAAUCUGUUCAAAAUGCCACCAAGGAAUUUUUGGAGAAAGCAGCCCUUGAGCUUUUUGGUAAUAAUCCUGACAGUAUUAAGGGGCCAUUACGAUUUGACAUGUCAGAUGACGAUAGCCAUGAUGAUGACGACAACGACAAUGAACAAACUGUAGCCUGAUUUUUCCUGAAUUCUGGAUUCGAUGCAAACUGGUAUUAUUUGGAUAGCUAUCUUGGCGACACAGACUCACUGUUCAUUACAUGGUGGCAUGUUGGUGGCCUGUGUGAAGUUAUUUUCGUUGUUUGCAAGAGAGGAGCACUAUGUCUGUGUAUGCUUGUUAUAUCGUGUUCUAGGUUGGAUUCUAUACUUUUCAGUUUUCACUGUUUGUAUAUGCUUCAAUUUUGGAUAUCGUUUUUCUGCUUGAUUUAUUUUUGCUGAUGCAUCUUAAGUACACAUUUUUGCAUAACUGGGUUU